UACGUUACGCUUCCGCCAUAAAAUCAAUAUUUGCCUACGGAAUCAAAUAUUUUCCCUUCGGUUGCUGAUGAUAAGUUUUGGCAUUCUAGCUAGUGCCAACUUGGGCUACUUGUUGUACACUAGCAGAAAAUUAGGGCGAGAAGAGAAGCCUUUUGGCGGGCAUCGAGAUACAGAGGCUUUACAGCAGAGUUUUCAUGAAUCCGAGUUUAGUACAGAGUAUAAUAACACAGAAACGUCUCUGAAACCCGAAUCAGAUCAAGAACUAGAUAAGAAAGAAAAGCAAUCAAUGACACGAGGUAGAGAUCCUGAAACGAUAGCACCUUACUUAUGCCCUGAUAUACCACCAAACUUGGGUCCAGUAACUUUCGCGAACACAUUCGACGUUGAUUUCCGCAAAGAUAACAAAGGGGAUCUUCGAGCAGGUGGUUUCUACAAAUCAAGAAAAUGCAGCGCUCUUCAGAACGCUGCUAUUAUUGUGCCUUUCAGUGGAACAAGAUUGGAGCUGAUAGCAUUUGCUAAUUUCAUUCAUCCAUUCCUCAUGAGGCAGCAGUUGGAGUACCAAUUAUUUAUCGUUGAACACAAUGACACAUCUGUACCGUUUAGUGUCGGAAAGCUCCUAAACAUCGGCUAUCUCGAAGCUCUGAAGACUAACAAAAGAUGGUUGUGCAUAAUACUCCACACAGCUCACCUGAUACCUAUGGAUACCAGGAACCUUUACCGCUGUGCUUGGCAGCCAGCACAACUUGUCAAUUGGCUCCAUUAUAAUGGAUUACUGUAUAAUUUUCCCGCAUCGUCCUUGGGAGUUGUUGCUGUGACUACAGACCUGUAUGGAACAGUCAAUGGUUUCCCAAAUACGUUUGAAGAUAAUACAAAUGAAUUUCUAGAAUUUGUUAGAAGGUUGGUUGACGUUGGCGUCUUAGACUCGGAGGCAAUUGAAACAAAAUCCUCGUAUAGUGUUUAUAGGAGCUUGAAGAACUUAACGAUUACACCAAUCAUGUUAAAAAAAAGCAUGGAAAAUAUAACGAAUGCACCUUUAAGGUUCGUGUAUACCCAACUACCCGAGUUCGUACCUUACUCAAAUACAACGCACUCAAACCAGAGUUUCGACGGUCUAACAUCUCUCAACUACGAACUCAGUGGGAUUGAGUAUUACAAAAUGUACACACAUAUCGGGGUGUCAAAAGUUUGGUUGACGAAAUCUAAUGACGCUAUUAUUGCAUUCAUGAAGCGUUAUUUAAAGGGACCUUGAGAGCAU
Messenger RNA from Hyposmocoma kahamanoa, 1255 nucleotides. Its product is annotated as beta-1,4-galactosyltransferase 2-like. Gene Ontology annotation, biological process: carbohydrate metabolic process. The transcript is spliced from 8 exons. Gene Ontology annotation, molecular function: glycosyltransferase activity. The coding region runs from base 68 to 1249 and encodes 393 amino acids. The record is from RefSeq and is a predicted model, not a curated record. NCBI's taxonomy places the organism in Eukaryota, Metazoa, Arthropoda, Insecta, Lepidoptera, Cosmopterigidae.